Messenger RNA from Gadus macrocephalus (Pacific cod), 2245 nucleotides. Its product is annotated as protein adenylyltransferase SelO-like. The record is from RefSeq and is a predicted model, not a curated record. Lineage: Eukaryota; Metazoa; Chordata; Actinopteri; Gadiformes; Gadidae. The transcript has 12 exons. Bases 1 to 906 code for a protein of 301 amino acids.
AUGGAGACGGAUGACUUUCUCAAGCGUCUGGUGGUGAAUGAGCAGUCGGUUUGGAGAGAUCAGUUCUAUGACGGAAACGGAAACAGCUCACCUGAUCGCCCCGUGGAUGGCUUUGCACAUGGGGUCUGCAACACAGAUAACUUCAGCCUGCUCUCAUCACCAUCGACUACGGACCUUUUGGCUUCAUUGAGUCCUACGACCGACCAUAUCAUAUCAUUUGUGUCCACAGAUUUUGUCCCCAACACCUCAGACGACGAGGGCCGCUACGGCAUCGGAGCGCAGGCUGACGUGGGUCUGUUCAACCUGGAGAAGCUUCUAGAAUCCCUGCAGCCUGCCCUCUCCCCCAGCCAGCAGCAGCGGGCUGCAGCUGUGUUAAAGGGCUACGCUGGACUUUACCAGAUGAGAUUUCACCAGCUCUUCAAGGCCAAGCUGGGGCUACUGGGUGAGGAAGAGGAGGACGGGAAUCUUAUAGCCUUCCUCCUUAAGAUGAUGGAGGACACGGGGUCAGACUUCACCAUGACCUUCAGACAGCUCAGCGAGGCGUCAGUGCAGCAGCUUCACCGCGGUGGCUUCACUCAGGUGACGUGGGCUCUUCAUGACCUCUCGUCCCACCAGCUGUUCUCUGAUUGGUCGAGGUUGUACCUGCUCAGGCUGGCCAGACAGGAAGGCGAUGAUGACGAGGAUCGACGGCACCGGAUGAAGAGUGUGAACCCCAGGUACGUCCUGAGGAACUGGAUGGCUGAGUCGGCCACCAGGAAGGCAGAGACCAACGACUUUUCAGAGGUGGUGCUGUUACAUGAUGUUCUGGGGAACCCCUUCAUAGCGCAAGACGCUGCAGAGGAGACAGGCUAUGCAGCGCGGCCUCCGCUGUGGGGGCGGAGGUUAAAGGUCAGCUGCUCUUCCUGAUUGGAAGAACAUCUGUCAUUGUUUCAGACACACCGAUCUGCGUGUAUGAAACUACAAGAGUUUUUGUUUCUGAAAAUGUCAGUUGACCUCAAACUUAAAGGUCAGAGCCACCUGAGAACUCAUCAUUCCCUCCCUUUUAUUUCCUGUUGGACAGAAAUAUGGAGAACUUGGAUAUUUUCAUCCGUUACUUCCCCAGGGUAGGCUGAGCAUCAGAGGCUCUGUGUCCGAAUCUCUGCUAGCUAGCAUGCUAAGUGCCCUAACAUGCAACGUAGCAUAGCAUCCACAGGGAAUAUGUGUGUACAUUUAAGGAGAAGAUGAAACAGUAAAUUCUUAAUUAAUUUGCGAAAUGGAUCUUUAUGUUGACUAUAUUGAUACCAAUCGCAUAAACAACAAAAAUAAAACUCACCAUCAAAUCAGCCUGCAGAUAUUAUUUUACACUUUACUACACCGUGUGAAUGUCUGUUUCUUGUGUCAUGAUGCGUUGAUUUCACCGCAGGAUUUUUGGCACCAGAUUUCUGUCCCAUUUCAUGUGUUCAUAUAUCCUGUACAAUGUCCUGUGUUCAUAUCAAAAUCUGCCAAUAAGCAGUCAAUUGACCAUGGAGACAGUAAGAAAGGCCUGAUUGCGUCUAAGGAAGACAUUUUAAUUAAAAAUGAUAGAUGUCUGAAGGUUUUUCCAGAGCACUCUGCAAUCUCAUGAAGCCUAAAAUGUUUAUUUAUUUUAUUUUUUUUUUUUCAAAGCAACGCUUCUUCCAAGCGUUGCUUUGAUCGCUGAAACAUGUGCAAGGUGCUAAAAUUAAUUACUCACGUUUGUCAUUGAGCAUUCGCUUUCAUCCAAAGCGGCCUCCAGUGUAUUCAGACACAGGUCUUCAAGGUACAGGUUUGGGUUUGGCAUCCUGAUCAAGGAUGCCUACACGAAGGCUAUUGAACCCAGAACGUUUCCACUGGGAGUCUAACCCCCUAUACAGUCAUUGUAUUGAAUUGGAGGCACUGCUUAGACUCUCAGGGGCCAGGAACCAGAUCGAGUAAGGUCUGUGUAGGCGGGUAACGCCGUCAGCAUCCCAGUGGUGAAAAGAAACAUUGCACCGUGGCCCUCUGGGAGUGAGGUCAAGUGAGGUCUAAAUCACGAAACUGAGGUUCAUCCUUUCACAGUAAUGUACAGUCGGAUUAAAACUAACAAAUAAAAUGAUUGAAUUGAAAGCUAGAGAGAUUCGACUUUUCUCUUUAUAUUUAUUUAUUUUUGUUUAAAUUAAUAUUGAUAUAAUAAAAAAAAAACGUACUGGCAAUGAUGGGAAAGUAGAACAAAAUGGGGAACGACUUCACGUGACAAAUGAUUUAAGAG